Alternaria arbusti is the source of this 1989-nucleotide messenger RNA. RefSeq lists its product as uncharacterized. The record is from RefSeq and is a predicted model, not a curated record. The transcript has 3 exons. Bases 1 to 1989 code for a protein of 662 amino acids. Lineage: Eukaryota; Fungi; Ascomycota; Dothideomycetes; Pleosporales; Pleosporaceae.
AUGAAUGUACUGGUUUCUCUGGGAGAAACCAACGCAGCUGGCUCAACCGACUCAACGACAUCUGUAGUUCUGGCUAUCGAUGCCCUGGAUGAGAUCCCGCUUGAGUCGCAGAUCACGAACAUGGAGCUCCUUAACAGAUUGACGGCUGCAAUCAAAACUGGUUGUGGAUUGCGCGUGCGAGUAGCGCUUUUCACGCGCCACGAUAAUCGGUUGCAGCCGCUCUGUCACUCGCGAUCAGGCUGGCAUAGAACGGUUAUACCUCGCUCUAGGGUUGAUGAGGAUAUUAGGACUGCAGUAGGUGUGCGACUCGAAAAGGGCACAAGAUUGAUCAAAGCCGAUAGAGAGAAGCUGGCCGAUCGAGUUGUUGAUAAGGCCGCAGGCAUGUUCCGACUAGCCAGUCUUUACGUCGACGAGCUUGUCAAGUCUAGACGAAGGAGCUUCAUGCCUUCUGAAUUAGAACAUCUCCUCAACGGACUCCCGACGGGCCUUUAUCCUUUCUACGACCAGAUCCUCGACCAAAUACCAAGGGAUCGCAUGCAGGAAGUCGUUUUCAGAGCACUGCGUUGGAUCAUGUUCGCAGCUAGGUCAUUCUGGGUUGAGGACCUGGUCGAAGCUUGUGCCAUAUAUCCGCCUUCAGGAGAGCUGUUCGACGUUGAAACACGGCAACACCUUCCCUAUCUCGAUGUUAUGGAAUAUCUGAGUGGUCUAGUGCGUAUCCAGCCAAUUCUCUCGGAAGACGAAGAGAUGGUCAUUGAACCCCGCACCCACACCAUUGCGCUAGCACACUUCUCUGUCAGUGAAUACCUGCAGCGUCUGGAUACUGCUCAUUACCGAAUCGACACACACUUCUUCGAGCGACAUUCUGCCAGUGAAUACAUGUCUCAAGCAUGUCUCAUCUACCUCGUGGAAACCUCAGAGCACUCACUAAGCAGUGCAAUCCACACUACCAUGAAAGAAUACGCAGAUCGAGCCUGGCCAUCACAUGUGGCCGCUUAUCUCCAGUCAUCGAAUGAUACUCCAUACGGGAAGCAAGCCACGACCGCAGCACUAGCGUCGAAGAUUCGUAACUCCGUCGAGUUCUCCAACCUGAAUCUGAUGCACCUUGUCCGAGAGCACGCGCGUAAUCUCAAUGAAACCCGUCCCGGCCACGAAACGCUUUCUGCGAUCAGCUACUUCUCAUUCAUACAGGAGCUACGGGAGUCCUUGCGACUCAAUAAACCCUUACCCAAACUGGAAGAGCUUCUGUACACGUUUCGCAAUCACGUUUGCAGUAUACCUUCGGACACACUAUAUUCCAUACUACCCCUCCUGAGCAUGGAAGAAACACGUGGCUUAGAAAUCGACUAUAUUGCACCAUUUCAUGCUACAAUGACAUACUUGGCAUAUGACUUGUUAGAGCGUUCUCAAGGCUAUCAUGUCCUCUCCAUGGUCAGCAACGGACGAAUAGAGUCCGGGCUCAUGAUGCCUUCAUGGGUGCCUACGUGGACUGAUAUCGAGGACCAUCCACUAGCACCUGGUGAUGCUAUUACAAAGCAGCCUAAGCUGUAUGGGGCCAGCGCGGCGAUUCGGAGAUACGUGGUGAACGGAGAAGCACUCUGCGUUGAAGGAUGGCUCAUUGGCAACAUAGCUCACGUAGCCAAGAUCCCCGACAUCAUGCGCAACAGCAGGAUAAUAGAGUUCGAACGAGAGUCACUAGUCCGCGUCGCGCUAGAGGACCGCUGUCGAGAAAACCAACUCUGCGCGUUUCAACGCAUGACCAAACAAUCGCGGGACUGGUUCACAGAGCUUCCGAACGCAUCGCGGCUACUGUCUGAGCUCGAAUCUCGGGGAUCUAGGGCCAGAAGAUGCUUUGCAAAGACAGAUUCAAAAUUGUUGGCGAACGUGCCAGCGCACACAGCGGUAGGAGAUGUCAUUGCAAUCUUCCAUGGUGGCGAGGUUCCCUAUGUGCUGCGGCCUGAUGAUGGGUUCACUUUGAUUGGAGAAUGGUAG